This is a messenger RNA of Huiozyma naganishii CBS 8797, 2748 nucleotides long. RefSeq names its product glucose-induced degradation complex subunit VID28 (gene VID28). Lineage: Eukaryota; Fungi; Ascomycota; Saccharomycetes; Saccharomycetales; Saccharomycetaceae. Gene Ontology annotation, biological process: proteasome-mediated ubiquitin-dependent protein catabolic process. The coding region runs from base 1 to 2748 and encodes 915 amino acids. The record is from RefSeq and is a predicted model, not a curated record. The transcript has a single exon. Gene Ontology annotation, cellular component: GID complex.
AUGCACGGUGCGUUAGAAGGUGCAGCAAAUCUUCCUGGCAAUCGAGCAUUUGUUGGGGAUCAAAUAAGCAAAGCACGAUUUUUUGUGGAGAAUGACUCGAAGGUAAUAGCUGAUUUGGUCAAUAUCUCUCUAACUGAUUUAGUUACUGAGCAACAUGAUAAACUAGACGCCCUGUACUCUCUGUUGAACUUGGGGGACAAAUUGAGGAAGGAGCUAGGAUUUCUUUAUUACAAUAUGGUAAGGCAGGUUUAUGAUAACGUAAAGUUGCAUGAAGAUAUCGAGAAAAACGACUCUGAGACUAACUAUAAAUUUAUCAAGCUGAUAGCUCUUUGCACAAGAUUUUGUUCCGGUGUUAAGUAUGCUCAUGGAGCGAACCUGCAAACGUUUUCCGAAAACCUGAUUCAGUUAUAUUACAUUGAGCCUACUGAGAACAAUGUCAAAAAGGAAAUGUCCUUCUUCGAAAAAGCUAGUUUACAUGCAUCGCUCGAGUUUUUUCUGCUAUCGAUUGACGAAAACGCCAUGAAUUCUGGCUUUGUUGAUAAACUAGGAAAGAUGAUGUUAGUGAUAGCAAAUAACUACAUUGGGAAUAUGCAAUUUAAACAUGUUGUAAAAAAGAAAAUACCCCAAGAAAAUUAUACGAGCUCUGACUGCGAGAAGGAGCUUUUUUCACAAGAUUGGUUAAGCGAUUUUUCAUUAAUACCAGAUCCCGUCGAGAUAACAAGCAAACUAGAUAGGAAAAUUUUGACGACAGCUCUUGUUUUAUAUUCCAAAAUUGCACAUACUUCAAAAGAAACGACGAAUUUAUGGUCAACUCAGCAUUUUAGAAUAUUUGUGUCAAGUUUACUAAAGACAACAAACUUAGACUUAAGGCUAGCAUCCCUGGAGUUUGUUUUGCACCCCUUCCUACAUCAGAUCAACGACGAAACGUAUAAAAACGAAUGCCUUUCCAACUACCUAACGUAUCUCAUGGAAUCGUUCAAUGUCGAAUCCUUACCCCUUUGGUUCGAUCCCUUUGAUAAACUGGUGGAGUUGCUUGAACUAUUCAAUAAUUCUUGUCCAGUUGAUAACCCUAUCCUUCAUUUCAUUUGUGAAAACAAGUUAAUUAAAGGUUUCCUCAAUUUAUUCUCAAAAACACUUUCAAUAAAGAAGCCCAACUACAACACGACAAAAACCAUCAUCAAGCUGAUAAGGCUAUUUGCUGCAGUAACAGCGUACAACGAGACCUUCAGGGUUAUGCUUCUUAAGGACGAGAAUUUAGUCGCAAAGUCUGAGAAUGGCGUUUUGCAUCAUAUUCGCAUGCUGAGAGAAUUCACGUCAUACUAUAGUUCUUUGGAUGAUUCUACCAAAGAGGAGUGUUAUCCCCCUUUGUAUGAUUCUGAGAUUACUACAGCUUGGUUGCUGCUGUUGAAGUCGUUUUCAAGAAGUCUCGUGAUCUUACGUGUGGACAUGAAGAGAAGUAUGCUGCCAGGCAUAACUUCUGAAAUUAUAAGGGUGAAUUAUGAUAUUAUCAAGCACCAUUACAAGGUGGGGGAUGCAUUUUUGAUAUCGGAACUAAAAGUGUUGAGUUUAGCCCUUGCGAACGUUUGCAAUUUGAUCAUGGAGUUCUCAUCACUACAGGACUCUGUUCUAUCAAAUGGGUUGGUUGAAACAAUAGGUGAAAUGUUAACGGACCCCGUUUUCAAUUGUCAGUUGCAACAACAGCUGGUUGCUGUAAAGGAGAACCAAAUUGACCUUGAACGAAUAACUAUUUUAGAGAGUCUUGAUCUUGAUGAGAUUAAGAAGUACUCUCUGUGGGUUUUGAGAAAUCUAAUGUUUAAUUCUCAAAAUUUUGACAAGCUUGAAUUAUUGGGUAAGAUACCUUUGGAUACAAUAUUAGAUUUCAUAAAUGAUCCAUCUUGGCUGGUCCAAGAACAAUGCUUUCAACUAGUGAGAAAUUUGACCUGUAACUCGAGAAAAAUAGUCAAUAUGCUCCUAGAGAAAUUUAAAAAGAUCGACUAUAAGUGGAAUCCAGAAACUGGUUUAUCGACGCCAGUAGGUUCCACCUAUCUCUUCGAGUUUCUGGCUAAAAAGUUGAGACUACUAGAUAUCACUGAUAAACCGCAAAGAAACAUACUGGAAGCGAUACUGUACAUUAUCAACAAUUUGGCCGCUGUUAAUGAAAAUAAAAAGGAUUUGGUUAUGGAGCAAGAAGAGAUUUUGAGUAUAUUACGGGAUAUUUUGAAUGAAUCCUCGGAAAACCCUGGCCGGUAUGGUAACGAUGAAGACCUGAAAUUGGCCAGUCUAUGGGUUUUGAACAACCUGUUGUGGAACUCGACGGUUUCAAAUUAUACGCAAUAUGUAUUAGAGGGGUAUGCCGAAAGCACCAGGGAGUUCAAAAAUGACGAUUCAUUUGACCCUAGCAAUCACGGAACAAGGAACAAGUUUUUGUCGGACCACGUGUCUCGCCGCAAUAAACCUUCAGAUGACAGCACCGGGGAUGAUGAUAGCAAUGCAACUUACGAUACUGAUAAUUCUAGCAAUAAUGAUGACGAUGACAGUGAUGAGUUUGUUCACUCGUCUUUUGGCACCCUUACUGAUUCGAGCAAAAUACAAGCUAACAGAAUAACGGCUCUCCGGUGUAAAAAACUGGUCUCGAUGGGUCUCUACGACGCGGUGAAAUGGAACAUAUUUGAUGCACGAACGAAUACGAGAGAGAAGGCACGACUGUUGCUUCGUCAUAUGGAUAUUUUAUUGCAUAGUUCCACGUGA